CUUUCCCCCCCCUUCCGGUCCGGACACUUUCCCCCCCUUCCGGUCCGGACACUUUCCCCCCCUUCCGGUCCGGACACUUUCCCCCCUUCCGGUCCGGACACUUUCCCCCCCUUCCACUCUGGACACUUUCCCCCCCUUCCAGUCCGGACACUUUCCCCCCCUUCCAGUCCGGACACUUUCACCCCCUUCCAUCCGGACACUUUCACCCCCUUCCACUCCGGACACUUUCACCCCCUUCCAGUCCGGACACUUUCCCCCCCUUCCAGUCCGGACACUUUCCCCCCCCUUCCGGUCCGGACACUUUCCCCCCCUUCCGAUCCGGACACUUUCUCCCCCCUUCCAGUCCGGACGCUUUCCCCACCCCCCCCU
Staurois parvus is the source of this 369-nucleotide messenger RNA. The record is from the annotation of a GenBank genome assembly. Lineage: Eukaryota; Metazoa; Chordata; Amphibia; Anura; Ranidae.